This is a messenger RNA of Penicillium argentinense, 3555 nucleotides long. RefSeq names its product DUF3433 domain-containing protein. The transcript has a single exon. Lineage: Eukaryota; Fungi; Ascomycota; Eurotiomycetes; Eurotiales; Aspergillaceae. The coding region runs from base 1 to 3555 and encodes 1184 amino acids. The record is from RefSeq and is a predicted model, not a curated record.
AUGGGAUACAAUUUCGUCCACAGGUUACCGGAGAGUCUUACAACUAUCUCGCGAGAGCCUGGCUGGAUACCAUCAUACCUGCGGAGACGGAUUCUGAGCCUUUUUGUCAUCACCUUCAGCGCGAUUAUUGCCGCACUUGAGAUACUAUACCAAUCAUCCGAAGCCCGCAAUGGCAUCGCCGCUUCUACCGAAAGCCGACACUACCUCUGGACUUACGGACCCACUGCCAUUCUUACCGUCGUCGCUACUCUCUGGUCACGGGUCGAAUUCCAAACAAAACAAAGCGCGCCAUGGCAGGCAAUGCUCGAGAGCCCACAGCCGGCAGAUAAAAGCGUGCUACUCGACUAUAUAUCUGAUAUGCAGCCAGUAGCGAUUUGGAAGGCCUUUAAACAUAAGCAUUUUGCCGUCGCUUCGGCCGUCUCAUGCUCUCUGCUACUACGACUCCUCAUCAUUUUCUCAACGAGCUUGUUCUCCUUGCAAGACGUUCAGGUCAAACAAAGCAACGUAACUAUCCAAAUACAUGAUAAGUUCAGUGCUCAGGACUCGACCAUGGAUACUGUUGGAUCCCAGCCAUACGACAUCCUCAACGGCAUACUUUUCGAGAAUGUCACGUCUCCAAUGGGAACAAAUAUGAACCUGACAUUUCAAGAAUUCUCUGCCCCGAAUAUCGCAUCCAAUUCAAUUAUUACUGCACCCAUAAAUGGACUGAUGGCCGACUUCACAUGCGAGGAGGCCAUUCUAGACAUCAAGGAGUUGUCAUACAUGUAUUACGAUGCCUCUUCACGCGAAUCAGUCGACUCUGAAGUCGACAUAUACACAUCGUCAUGCAGAAUUGCCAAUAUAAGUCUCAUAUCAGAUGAGACGACACCAACGGGUCUCUUUCAAGGAGGAAAUUGCCAAGACACGACUGAUUCAGACGACUAUCGAAUCGUUCUCACAAUGGCCCAGCCAUAUAAAAAGCAUGUCACUGCGUCGAAACCACCUGCUGGUCAUCGCCAUGACGGUUCAACUGGUUGGAAAAGGGUACAUAUUGGAAUCAAGCGAGCGAUACCGAUGAUAUGCAAGCCGAGUCUUUCUCUCCUCAAACUGCGGGCGGAAGGAAAUGCAACCGAAUCAUUGUCCAAUGUUCACAUCCAAAAUCUCGCUUCCGAAGACGCCGCCUUGCCUGGGAUGACUGCAGGGGAUAUUGCGCAAUUCAUUGUCAACAACUCAACUGCCACAACAGGCUUCAGACCCGUCGAGGAUAGUGGCGAAUUUGAAUAUUACGCCCAAAUCGACAGAGGGUUUAAUCUCGGAUUGCAUUUAAUUGGAGCAGACCUGGCAGUCAAAACUCUUUGGGAGGAUGGAAUGCUCCAGGACACGGCAAGAGCUUUCUAUCGGGCAAUUACAGCCCUAUUGAUGCAUAUGGGCCUCGUCAAGAGAGAGCAGUCAGCAGCAGUUGGAUCUGCAAUUGUACAUGAAAAUCGUGUCACCAUGGCCGAGCUACCACUUCGUGGGAUGGAGGUAUGCCUAGGGCUCGGGAUUCUAUUAGCUAUCUCUAUGAUAUUGCUUCUACCCACGACUCCCACGGCUACUUGGGAUCCGAACUUCAUCACUACAAUUGCGGCCAUCACGGCAAACAGUGCAGCAUUCCGAUCAUCGCUUUGCGGUAAUGGUGUGGUUUCCCACAAAAAUCUCCAGACCCGUCUUGUGGGUAAACAUUACUGCUCGCACCCGACGCCCAAAGGCACAUCUAUCGAAAUCACGGAUGACAGUCGUCGGGAGUCCCAAUUUGAUCCCAAUUUCGGCUCGGACUAUGCUACAUGGAAGCCAUUCCCAGCACGCGUUGGCCGAAUCGUCAUUUUCAUCCUAGUUUCAUCCACCAUUGCGGCCUUGGAAACGCUAUUGCGUGUUUCUCAGGCUAACAACGGACUUGGUGAUGCAAACUUAUCUAAUGAAUAUUUGCACUACUCCUGGACAAUUGUCCCUGCACUGGCAAUGGUCGGAAUCAGUCUUUUGUUUGGAAGUAUGGACUUCAAUAUCAGAUGCCUUGCACCAUACGCACCCCUUGUGCGAGCGGAAGGGGCUAUUUUCGAACGCUCCAUGAAUUUGAGCUUUCUCAACUCCCUGGGAAUAAUAAAUAGUUUUCGAUCGAUCACCUCUCGACAUUUUGCAGUCCAAGCGACAACACUGGCCACGAGCGCAGCAUUUUUCUUAACUAUUGUCACCAGCGGUCUAUACUCGGUGAUUGAAGUCCCUUUUCAUGCCAAUGUCAAUUUCACAAGAGUCGGCGGUUUCCCUGAUCCGAGGACUAUCGCUGGGCCCCAGCGGCUGAUGAACGAAGCCAAGGAAGUUAAUGGUAUGUUUACUGCUGAGUACAUUCUCCAGUACAAUUUCACCUACCCUCGAUGGACCUACGAAGACCUUGCGUUCGCAGAAAUCUCGAUAGAUAAGGUUUCAGACAACAAAAUUAUCAAUGGUUCCUAUGUGGACAUCAAAGUGCCAGCAUUGAGACUUGUCCCCGUUUGUGAACCAUAUACUUCUACAGAGUUACAAGCCACCUUCGGAUUCUACGAUGGGGAUGAGACAUCGGGGAGCUACGAUCUUUCCAUCAAUGAGACCACGAUGCCUUGUCCUGGACAUAACACCUAUAGCCAUGGGAACAUUUCGGUGCUCAGUGUGAAAGAUCUCGAAUCUCAGCCUUUUGGGAAAUCGUUUCAGAACCAAUGCUUCGUCAAACCAAAGUAUAACACAGGCCUGAUAGGCAUGACUCACUACACGACAUUCUAUGUGUGGGGAUUUAUCAAUGAAAGCUCUAUUCAACAUAUCAGGGGCCUCUCUUGCAUUCAAUAUGCCGAAACGGUCGAUGUGUGGACACGCUUCAAGCUGCCUGGGUUGGAUAUUGAUGAGGAGACACCACCUAUACCAGACGAAUCGUCCGCCAAAUUGGCGCCUGAUCUAUACACUCCAAUACCCGAAUGGUGGAUUCUCAAUUCGAAUGGAAAAUACCCAAAUUUCGAUGGAUUCUUUCAAGAUCUCACCUCCGGGAGAUACGCGAUCCCGAUCGAGAAUUUCGAAAGUUCAGAGCACGACCUAACAGUUAUCGAUGCAAUCAAGCGCCAGUACAAGAUUAUCAGUGCUCAGCAAUUUAACAACUACACCAGAGGAACCGCAAACGACAGCAUAAACCAUGCUCCACUCCUGGGAAAUGUUACGACCCCGAAUCGCCUCCGGGUCGUCCAAGAUGUAACUUCGACUCGGCUGCUGGAAGGAUUACUGGCUCUUAUACUAGCAUUGGGAAUCACCGGGUCACUAUUGCUGAACACGGACCGCAUUCUUCCGAAAAAUCCAUGCAGCAUCGCCUCGGUCGCGAGCAUGCUGGCAGAUUCCAAUUUCUUGGAUGAGUUUGAGCAAGGAUUGUGGAGCCCAGAGAAUAAACAGCUCAGUCAAGCUUUUGUUCGUCACCGUUUUCGUCUUGGCUGGUGGGGAAGCGAAGGGGUAGGAACUCCUGAGAUCAACAAAAGGCUGUUCGCCAUCGACCAUAGACAACUAAAAACGCAAGCACGGGAACUUUGA